AACCAAAAAAAAAGGAAAAUGUUAACCAACCAAACCAUAAUCUUCAACUCACUCAAACAAUCCAUCAAGCCAUCAUCACAUCUCCUAACCAUCAGAAGGACUGCCUCAACUAACCCUGAACAGCCGAGCUCAGAACCUAUACCAUCAACCUCAACGACUACUCACACCCAAGAUAACCUACUCAAGAGUGCUACCAGCCAUUCAGACGCUCACAGAACCAAAACAAUCAAUCAUCUAUCCAAUUCAGCCUACUUGAAACCGAUCAAACAGCAAUUCAGAUCAAUCAAAACCAGCCUAUCCCAUCAAUUCGCCGACUUCCCGAGCAAAUUAUCCCAACUGACCGGUUAUGGCGACAUUGAUAAACUCAAGUCAUUGGUCUCUCAAACCGAAGCUAACCUCAGAGCUAGUAGGGAGGAUGCUGUACAAGCCAAGAUCAAAUACAAUCUAGCUGCUCAGAGGAGGGCCGAAAGCAUCAAGGAAGUUAACGAUCUACUCGCAAGAAAAGCCAGCUGGUCAGAUCAGGACCUUGCAAGAUUUACGACCUUAGUCAGAACAGAUCAUUCAAACGAACAGGCCGAAUCGGAGGCCAAGAAAGGAUUAGAAGAAUCUGAAGCAAAGGUGGAUCAUCAAUUUACGAACAUGAUGCAGGCAAUCCUUACUCGAUAUCAUGAGGAACAGGUUUGGUCUGAUAAGAUCCGAGCUUUGUCAACCACUUUUUCACUGUCAAUCACUCUCAUUAACGUUCUAGUUUUCCUGGCAGCAAUCGUAUUGGUCGAACCCUACAAAAGAUCGAAAGUAGUCUCUGAAGUCGAAGACAGAAUCGUCAAGCGCGACAUGAACAACACAGACAUUCUUGAUCGGGCUCUGAAUACGGUUGUCGAUCGACUAUCUUCGACAGAGAAACAGCUUUCAGAUUUAAUUCUUUCGCUACAAGCCCCCCUUGAGCUACCUACAUCGCCAUCCGCUUUGCCAUCCUCAACAUUAGAAGACGAGAAUCAAGUGACAAUCGUACCUGCCACCACUACCCUCCCACAAGUGACUCAAGUGGAAAAUAUGAUACCCAGCCCGAUCUCGGGGUCCAGGACCGAUCCGAGAGAUGAACUCAUGGAUUCGGAGAAUAAGAGCUCACAACAGACGACGCAGGAGGGGUCAGGAAUAGAAGACCCAGCACCGGAAGAGUCCCAAUUGUCUCCUCAGCCGCAACGGUCUCCCUCAUGGUAUGAAAAGCUCAAUCAAGCUAAGGACGAAUGGUUAGAGAACCACGACUACACUAGCUCAGAUCAAGAAUCUCUCAAAGCUAUCGGAAUCGGCACUGUUGUUGGGAUCAUCCUGCUCAGCAGCUACCACUUCUUUUCACAAUAACCUCCAUCAUUCUUCUCUCGCCAACUCCAUCAAUACCCACGUCGUUAACAGUUGCAAUUGAUCCGAUUUCUUCGUUAUUAAUCUCAAUUGGACCUUUCCAGUAAAUCUAUAGACUUAUACCAGGAGUUAAAUUCACCAAACACAUAUCACACCUUGAAUUGUUAAAGGGUCAAUGCAAUGAACGUCUCGCAUGAUUCCAGCUGAGAGAAUGACAGGAUAAAAAUCUCCGCUCUCCCUAAGCAAAUUUUUGAAUACAAAGCUG
Molecule: messenger RNA, 1624 nt
Organism: Puccinia graminis f. sp. tritici CRL 75-36-700-3
Lineage: Eukaryota; Fungi; Basidiomycota; Pucciniomycetes; Pucciniales; Pucciniaceae
Exons: 5
Coding region: 19-1362 (447 amino acids)
Biological process (GO): inner mitochondrial membrane organization
Cellular component (GO): mitochondrial inner membrane
Source: RefSeq, a predicted model, not a curated record